Messenger RNA from Elaeis guineensis (African oil palm), 2943 nucleotides. RefSeq lists its product as uncharacterized. NCBI's taxonomy places the organism in Eukaryota, Viridiplantae, Streptophyta, Magnoliopsida, Arecales, Arecaceae. The record is from RefSeq and is a predicted model, not a curated record. Gene Ontology annotation, biological process: protein phosphorylation. Gene Ontology annotation, molecular function: protein kinase activity; receptor serine/threonine kinase binding; ATP binding.
CGCCCUUUCUAGCGGGGAUGCCGAGGGCGGUGACCGCACCACCCUCGACUAACGGCCGCCCAAGAUGACAAGCCGCCACCGUUGCCUCCUUCCCGCCGCUUCCGCCCUCCUCCUCCUCCUCCUUCUCCGCAUCUCUCCAGUCUCGCCGGCGACAGAGAAGGAGGAGGAGCUUCUCCUCGAGUUCAAGGGCAACGUGACCGCCGACCCCAGUGGCGCCCUCACCUCCUGGUACGCCGCCCCCGGCCGCGACCCCUGCAGCGAUUUCGCCGGCGUCACCUGCGGACCUACCGGCGACGUCGAGAAGGUUCUCAUUCAUAGCGCUUCCCUCGCCGGCACCCUCUCCGCCGCCCUCGCUGGCCUCCCCUCCCUCCAGACCAUCUCCCUCUUCGGUAACCGCUUCUCGGGCGGAAUCCCGCCGGAGUUCGCCACCCUCACCACCCUCCACAAGCUCAACCUCAGCAAAAACGAGCUCUCCGGCCCCGUCCCGCCCUUCCUUGGGAACUUCCCUGGCCUCCGCCUCCUCGAUCUCUCCAUGAACUCCUUCUCCGGUCAGAUCCCCGAGAACCUCUUCCAUAACUGCUUCAAGACCCGCUUCGUCUCCCUCUCCCACAACAACCUCUCCGGCCCGCUCCCGUCGUCCAUCGCCAACUGUUCGAACCUGGUCGGGUUCGACUUCUCCUUCAACAAUCUCACUGGCGAGUUCCUGCCCGAGAUCUGUGAGCCGCCGGCCAUCAACUAUGUCUCGCUGAGGAACAAUUCGCUUACGGGAACCGUCGCCGAUAAGGUCUCCAGGUGCCAAAGCUUGGACCUUUUUGAUGUCGGGAGCAACUUCUUCUCCGGAUUGGUGCCUUUCGGUCUCCUGGCCCUCCAAAACCUCAGCUACUUCGAUGUAUCUUCUAAUAAAUUCCAGGGACAAAUCCCGGCGAUCAACACUUGCAGCGACAGGCUUGGCCAUUUUGAUGUCUCCGGCAAUGAAUUGGAUGGUGGAAUUCCUUCCAGCAUCGCCAAUUGCCGACGCCUGAAGUAUUUGGAUUUAGGCUUGAAUGAUCUCGGUGGAGGAAUCCCGGCCGAGAUUGGGAGCUUGAAGUCUCUCAACGUUCUCAGAUUAGGGAACAAUGCCGCCGUUGGAGGCUCAAUUCCACCGGAGCUUGCAGGCGCCGACCUGCUUCAGAUUCUGGACCUCAAAAACCUUCAACUUUCCGGCGAGAUUCCGAAUGCCCUGAGCCAAUGCCUCUUCCUUCUCGAGCUGGAUUUAUCGGGAAAUCGCUUGCAGGGAGAAAUCCCUGACACACUCUACAGCAUCACUUACCUCCAAUACCUCGACCUCCACCACAACCAGCUCAAUGGGAGCAUCCCGGUGAUACUUGGCAACCUCACCAAGCUCGAAUUCCUCGACCUCUCAGAGAAUUCACUCACAGGAAUCAUCCCUGACUCACUGGGGAAUCUAACACUACUGACCCAUUUCAAUCUCUCUUACAACAACCUCAGUGGCGCCAUCCCUCCCACCAUCCAGCACUUCGGUCCGUCGGCUUUCUCUCACAAUGCAUUUCUCUGUGGCCCUCCUUUAGAUAAUUCCUGCCCCGGCGGUCGUCCCCGGCGAGCAAGGCAGUUGAGUAUAUCUACCAUCGUGGUCAUUGUCGCCGCGGCUGUGAUUCUCAUCGGCGUCUGCAUCGUGACUGUGAUGAACAUCCAGGCAUAUCGAAAGAAGAGAGGGGAGGAGGAAGAGAUUCCGGUUUCUGAGAGCACCCCUCCAGCUUCCAAUGGUUCAAAUGUGAUCAUUGGAAAGCUGGUUCUCUUCAGCAAGAGUCUACCUUCCAAGUACGAAGACUGGGAGGCAGGCACCAAGGCAUUGCUCGACAAGGACUGCCUGGUUGGAGGUGGAUCGAUCGGAACGGUCUACAAGGCCAGCUUUGAGGGCGGUGUCUCCAUUGCCGUGAAGAAGCUGGAGACACUUGGGAGAAUAAGGAACCAGGACGAGUUCGAGCAGGAGAUGAGCCGGCUUGGCGGCCUCAGGCACCCCAAUCUGGUGGCAUUCCAGGGAUACUACUGGUCAUCCACAAUGCAGUUGAUUCUAUCUGAAUUUAUCGCCAAUGGCAGCCUCUAUGACCACCUCCAUGGUUCUCGCAAUUCUUAUUCUGGCAGCAGCAGUGGUGGUGGCAGGGGAGAGCUGUUCUGGUCCAGGAGAUUCAAUAUAGCUCUUGGAACAGCGAGGGCUCUCGCUUAUCUUCACCAUGACUGCAGGCCCCAAAUCCUGCACCUCAACAUCAAGUCUACGAACAUAUUAUUAGAUGAAGGGUAUGAGGCCAAGUUAGCUGAUUAUGGCCUGGGGAAGUUGCUGCCGAUCCUGGGGGACUAUGUCUUAUCCAAGUUUCAUACUGCCAUAGGAUAUGUGGCGCCGGAGCUGGCGUCCCAGAGCUUGAGAUAUAGCGACAAGUGCGAUGUCUAUAGCUUUGGGGUGAUUUUGCUGGAGCUGGUGACUGGGAGGAAACCGGUGGACAGCCCGGGGGCGGCAGAGGUGGUGGUGCUGCGUGACUACGUGAGAGGGGUGUUGGAGGAUGGCACUGCAUCUGAUUGCAUCGAUCGAAACCUGAGGGGCUUCGUGGAGACCGAGUUGAUUCAGGUCCUCAAGAUGGGGUUGAUUUGCACUUCUGAGGCUGCUUCGAGGCGGCCGAGCAUGGCGGAGGUGGUGCAGUUCUUGGAGUCGAUCAAACCCAAUUCAUGAUGCUGGUGGCAAAGAAAUCAUGCAAAGAUGGACGUUUAGGUUUGGUGGGAUUGUUGGUGGCUAAUGCAAGUGUUUAGAACAGAGAAACAAAACAAUCACAUUCUUUUCUUCAUUCUUUUCUUUGGUCACCAUAUUUAUUGGAUUUUGUUAUGUGAAAUUUAGAUGUUUAUUGAAAUAAAAGUUAUUUUGAUUCAUUGCAAUUUCUGUCACUGCUUUCUAAA